UUAGCCCCCACCAGUAUAUAUUUAUUCAACUUCCAGUUUUUCUUAAAAAUUCAAAACAAAUUUACUAUUCCCCAUUUUCUUUUCCUUUCAGAUUCAGCACAGCUUCAGGUUCAGCCCAUCUUCUAAAAAAAUCCCCAUUUAUUGCCAAUAUUUGUCCAAUAACCGGAUUAACCCCAAUUCAAAGAAGAAUGAUUAUUGAAAGAGUUUGUAAAUUAAAAACUCUAGAUUUACACAUAUUUUGUUCUUCAACAUACAAAAAUGUUUUUGAAAAAUAUCCAAAAUUAAUUUCUUAUUUUUGUUUAAAUACUUCAAUUAAAAGAAAAAAAUCAGAAAAAGAUUUUAUUUUAAAAGAAGGGGAAAAAGAAAAUAAAAAGGAGAAAAAUGGAAAAGAAAUUUGUAGACGCUUAUCUUCUAUUGGAAUUUUUAGAAUGCUUGUUAGAAGAUUUUUCAAUGUUUUACAACUUGUUUUGAUUUUACUAGAAGAGGGGCAAUCUUCAAUUAUUGAACAAAUUUUACUUGAAUUUGGAGGAAUGCAUGCUAAUAAUAAUAGAGGAAAUGGAUAUGAAAGAGAAGAGGAGGAGGAGGAAGAAAUAAAAGAAGAUAUAUCACUAAUACCUCAAGAAUAUUGGGAAAUACUUUUACAAUCACUUUUAAAUUUAACAAAUAAAGAAGAAAAUAUUUAUGUAAAAACUCAAAACGGCCAACAUCUUUUUGAUGUUUCAACAUCCAAUUAUAGCAAAAGAAGUGUUGAAGCUUGGACUUUAUUUUGUAUUUUUAUUGUCUCAAAAAUUCGAUUUGGAUUUGUAAUGGAAUGCUUUUUACAUUCAAACUUUAAAAAUAAAAGAAAAAAUGUUCAACAAGAAUUUAAUAAAAAUAAUACAAAAAAUACUCAACAAAUAAUUUACGAUUUUAGAAGAAAUUCUAUUUCAAGUGAAAAUACUUUAUUUUAUAAAGAAAAUAUUAAAUAA
This is a messenger RNA of Meloidogyne enterolobii, 968 nucleotides long. Lineage: Eukaryota; Metazoa; Nematoda; Chromadorea; Rhabditida; Meloidogynidae. The record is from the annotation of a GenBank genome assembly.